AUGUCAAUUGAAGCUGGCGCAAGCCAAUACACAGUCCUCCAUGAAUUGGGGAGUGGGAGCUUCGGGACUGUUUAUAAAGCUAUCGACAAGACAACCGGAGAGAUAGUAGCGAUCAAACAUGUCAGUACCUUUCAGGCUCGCCAAUUGACACAAGCUGACUUGAACCAGAUCGAUCUAGAGUCUACCGACGAGGAUAUUCAGGAUAUUCAAUCAGAGAUCUCGAUUCUCAGCAGCUGCACCAGCCCGUACGUUACGCAGUACAAAGCCAGUUUUCUCCGAGGCCAUAAGCUAUGGAUUGUGAUGGAGUUUUUGGGUGGGGGGUCCGGCUUGGACUUGCUGAAACCCGGGAAUCUUAACGAAGCCCACGUCGCAAUCAUAUGCCGGGAAUUGCUCCUCGGUUUAGAAUACUUGCACCAGGAAGGAAAGAUACACAGAGAUGUCAAGGCUGCAAAUGUAUUGUUAUCGACGAGCGGAAAGGUCAAACUGGCAGAUUUUGGUGUUGCCACACAACUCACGAAUAUCAAAUCGCAACGAAAUACCUUUGUUGGAACUCCAUACUGGAUGGCUCCAGAAGUCAUACAAGAGGCGGGGUAUGAUUACAAGGCAGAUAUCUGGUCUCUUGGUAUAACCGCUUUGGAAUUGAUCAAUGGGGGACCUCCACACGCGGACGUACAUCCUAUGAAGGUCCUGUUCCUGAUUCCGAAACAAUCCGCGCCUAGGCUGGAAGGCUCCCAGUAUAGCAGAGAUUUCAAGGACUUCAUUGCGCAAUGUUUAGUUAAGGAUUGCGACAGACGACCUUCAGCUAAGGAGCUCUUGAGGCACAAGUUCAUUCGAUCUGCUGGUAAGGUCGAGGCUCUCCAAGAGCUGAUCGAGAGAAGACAGUUAUGGGAUGGGGCAAGAGAGAGACCUUCACACCCAAAAUAUUAUGAGGAGACAUUGUCAGUUCUCAAUCCCACCAAGGCCACGUCUACUGCUAACAUCCACAGACAUACAAUGUCCCCCAAGAAUGACCCAGAUGAGUGGGUAUUUGAUACGGUCAAGAAAGCCACAGUGGCGGCUAGAAAGAAUACUACAAAGCGGCGAAAGUUAUCAGUCAUUCAUGCGAACGGCCAAGGUCUUGCUUCUGGUGCCGAGGAAGCCCUGAAGAGACUUGACAUCAAGGAUGCCCCCUUGGAUUAUUCAUCACCCCCACCUGCGACAGUAAUACGAGGCACUGUUCGCAGGCAGCCUUCAGUCGUCCUUGCUUCGCCGACCAAACCCCGCCAACCGAGUAGCCAGAGGCGGCCUCUUCAACCAGACAUGAGCUUUGGUAAUAGCGCAUCCACGGUUCGCGUUUUCCGUCGGGUAUCAGACAACUCUACCGCGGCUCAAGUUGACUCCGAUAUUUCGGUUCCUGGAACCACACGUGAUGAAAACCGACCCCCUAUGGCAGAAACCGUCACGAAGGACGCAAUUUAUGGCAGGCGUUUAUUCAACAAGGUCAUAGAUCCUUCAUUUCAAGAAGUGCAUGCUCAGACUGGCAAUCAGGCAAAGCGAGAUGCACUUUCACGACUCGCUGAUGCAUGGAGUGCUCUCGAUGCAAUUGACCCCGAGGGGGAAUAUCAAUUAAUGAAACUCUUACUUGAGAAAGUGCAGAACGACCCGAAGCUAGCAGCACAUUUAUCCCCAUCGAAAACCACAAGCCGAGAUGGGACUCCACAAGCGUCGCCUCAAAAAUCUGGAGCGAAGUUGGUUCUUGCGCAGAACAAUCCUCAUCUCAAGAGCCACCGACGUCGGCAAUCAAGCAUGUUGCCUGAAGAUCCAAAGGAGAAACUUGCCAACCUUCCUGGUCAGGCAAUACCGGGAAUGGAGCACACGAAGCAACUCGCGGAUGUUCUGUAUGGACGCUGGGCAGGUGGAUUACGCAACCGCUGGCCAGGUGCCUGA
Lachnellula hyalina is the source of this 1926-nucleotide messenger RNA. RefSeq names its product Serine/threonine-protein kinase. The record is from RefSeq and is a predicted model, not a curated record. Lineage: Eukaryota; Fungi; Ascomycota; Leotiomycetes; Helotiales; Lachnaceae. Bases 1 to 1926 code for a protein of 641 amino acids. Gene Ontology annotation, biological process: protein phosphorylation. The transcript is spliced from 3 exons. Gene Ontology annotation, molecular function: protein kinase activity; ATP binding.